AAGAAAAGUUUGUGUAAACCGACUGGAUUUGAUCCAAGCCCUAGUUUCCUCCUCCGUCGCUGAGGAUCAGAGAGAGAGAGAGAGUGAAAAUGGUGUUCAUCACAUCUCCGAACCACAGAACCCUAAACCUGAAUCUCAACCCAAAAAGCACCACCCUCGAAACCCUCAAGCUUCAAAUCCAGCAAAACUCCCACAUCCCCAUCUCCCAGCAGCGCCUCUUCAUCUCCCAAAGCCUCCAAAUCCUAACCCAAACCGACUCCACCCUCCUCUCCGACCUCGGCAUCACCCCCCUCUCUACCCUAACCCUCCACAUCCCCUUAUUCGGCGGCACCCAACCCCCCGCCGUCCCCAAACCCCGCCUCGACUUCCUCAACUCCAAGCCUCCCGCCAAUUAUGUCGCCGGCCUCGGCCGUGGCGCCACCGGAUUCACCACGCGGUCCGAUAUCGGGCCGGCCCGCGCCGCUCCCGACUUGCCCGAUCGGUCGGCGACGACCAUCGGCGGGGCUGCCGGGGCGGCUCCGCCUGGGGUGGGCCGCGGGCGCGGGAAGCCGGAGGAAGAGGAGGAAGACGACGGCGAGGAGAAGGGUUACGAUGAGAAUCAGAAAUUCGAUGAGUUCGAAGGAAACGACGUCGGUUUGUUCGCGUCGGCGGAGUACGACGACGAGGAUAAGGAGGCCGAUGCGGUGUGGGAAGCCAUUGAGCAGAGAAUGGACUCGAGGAGAAAGGAUAGGAGAGAAGCAAGGUUGAAACAAGAGAUUGAGAAGUACAGAGCUUCGAAUCCGAAAAUCACAGAGCAGUUUGCGAAUCUGAAGAGGCAGCUGUAUACAGUUUCGGCUGAGGAAUGGGAUCGCAUACCGGACAUUGGGGAUUACUCAGCCAGGAAUAAGAAGAGGAAGUUUGAGAGCUUUGUGCCGGUGCCGGAUACUCUUUUCGAGAAGGCUAGGCAGGAACAGGAGCAUGUUACUGCAUUGGACCCCAAGAGUAGGGCGGCCACCGGUACAGAGACGCCGUGGUCGCAAACGCCGGUUACGGAUUUGACUGCAGUGGGGGAUGGUAGGAGUACUGUGUUGUCUUUGAAGUUAGAUAGGCUUUCGGAUUCUGUUUCUGGGUUGACAGUUGUGGACCCUAAGGGUUAUCUCACUGAUCUUAAGAGUAUGAAGAUUACCAGUGAUGCGGAGAUUUCGGAUAUAAAGAAGGCUAGAUUGUUGUUAAAGAGUGUGACGCAGACUAAUCCGAAGCAUCCACCGGGUUGGAUUGCGGCUGCGAGGUUGGAGGAAGUGGCGGGGAAGAUUCAGGCAGCAAGGCAAUUGAUCCAGAAAGGGUGUGAGGAAUGUCCCAAGAGUGAGGAUGUGUGGUUGGAGGCAUGUAGGCUUGCCAGUCCUGACGGAGCCAAGGCUGUGAUUGCUGCUGGAGUCAAGUCUAUACCAAAUUCAGUCAAGCUGUGGAUGCAGGCGGCGAAAUUGGAGCAUGAUGACUCGAAUAAGAGUAGGGUGUUGAGGAAAGGGUUGGAACACAUUCCUGAUUCUGUUAGGCUGUGGAAGGCGGUGGUGGAGCUGGCAAAUGAGGAGGAUGCCAGACUUUUGCUUCAGAGGGCUGUGGAGUGUUGUCCCUUGCACAUUGAGUUGUGGCUUGCACUAGCGAGAUUGGAAACUUAUGAAAAUGCCAGGAAGGUCCUUAACAAGGCCCGCGAGAAGCUUUCGAAGGAGCCUGCCAUUUGGAUUACUGCAGCAAAGUUGGAAGAAGCUAAUGGGAAUACAUCAACAGUUGGGAAGAUUAUUGAAAGGGGUAUAAGGGCUUUGCAAAGAGAGGGGUUGGUGAUUGAUAGAGAAGCAUGGAUGAAGGAGGCUGAAGCUGCCGAGCGUGCAGGGUCUGUGGCAACUUGCCAAGCCAUUAUUCGGAACACAAUUGGGAUUGGUGUGGAGGAAGAAGAUAGGAAGAGGACAUGGGUUGCUGAUGCAGAGGAGUGCAAAAAACGUGGUUCCAUUGAAACAGCCAGAGCUAUCUAUGCGCAUGCACUCACUGUCUUCUUGACUAAGAAGAGCAUAUGGCUUAAAGCAGCACAGCUUGAAAAGAGCCAUGGGACAAGGGAAUCUCUUGAUGCCCUGCUUCGGAAAGCAGUUACCUACCGACCACAGGCUGAAGUCUUAUGGCUUAUGGGUGCUAAGGAGAAGUGGCUUGCUGGGGACGUCCCUGCUGCCCGUGCAAUCCUCCAAGAAGCUUAUGCUGCCAUUCCGAAUUCUGAAGAAAUUUGGCUUGCUGCGUUUAAGCUUGAAUUUGAGAAUCAUGAACCUGAGAGAGCUAGGAUGCUUCUUGCCAAAGCCCGAGAAAGGGGAGGAACAGAGAGAGUAUGGAUGAAAUCAGCAAUCGUUGAAAGAGAAUUAGGGAACCUCGAUGAGGAGAGGAAGUUGCUUGCUGAAGGAUUGAAGCGCUUCCCUUCGUUCUUUAAAUUGUGGUUGAUGCUUGGACAGCUAGAGGAACGGCUUAACCAUUUGGAAAAAGCCAAGGAGGCUUAUGACUCGGGUCUUAAGCACUGCUCCAAUUCUAUACCCCUCUGGCUUUCUCUUGCAAAUCUUGAAGAGAAGAUGAAUGGGCUGAGUAAAGCUCGUGCAGUUCUUACGAUGGCCAGGAAGAAAAAUUCUCAGAACCCUGAACUGUGGCUUGCUGCUGUUCGAGCUGAAUUGAGGCAUGGUAAUAAGAGGGAAGCUGAUAUUUUGAUGGCAAAGGCCUUGCAGGAGUGUUCCAAUAGUGGUAUCUUGUGGGCAGCUUCUAUUGAGAUGGUACCCCGUCCCCAAAGGAAGACCAAAAGUAUGGAUGCUCUCAAGAAAUGUGAUCAUGAUCCCCAUGUCAUUGCUGCUGUGGCCAAGUUAUUCUGGCUCGACAGGAAGGUUGACAAGGCUAGGACUUGGCUCAACAGGGCAGUGACACUUGCCCCAGAUAUUGGAGAUUUCUGGGCUUUAUACUACAAAUUUGAACUUCAGAAUGGGACUGACGAGAACCAGAAGGAUGUACUGAAAAGAUGCAUUGCUGCAGAACCAAAGCAUGGUGAAAAAUGGCAACCUAUUUCGAAGGCAGUGGAGAACUCUCACCAACCAACUGAAGCUAUCUUGAAGAAGGCGGUUGUUGUCCUUGGCAAGGAAGAGAGUGCAGCUGAAAAUAAUAGACAGUAGGUCUGGCUUGUCUUUUCCAGGCUGUGCAUAUUGAAGGGGGAGAGGUUUGAAGUGGAAGCAAAGAAAAGAGGUCAAUACUAUUAGGAUAAAUUCUCUUUGGAAACUAAAGAUUGUUAUAGUGGUUAGAGUGAAGGUUCAGCUUAGUAACCGUCAAGUUAGGACAAAAGAGGCUAAAGUUCUAGACUGUGUUGUCGUCUAAGGCUGCAGUUUUGUAUAACAGGUUUGUGGUCAAAUGGUUUGGAGUGGUGAUCAAGUAUUUUCUGAGUUUAUGUUGUGUGGAUACUUUUCACGAAGUGAAGAGCAAACGUGAAAGAAGAAAAGAAAACAAAGCUUUGACUAUGGAAUUGUUGGCUGUGGCAUAUUCGUCCCUUGCAGCCAAAACGGAGGAAAUUAUAUAUAGGUUGGUCUUGCUGGAAUUUUCAGCCACACAGAAGUAUUCUCUUGCAUCUAAUUCAACUUGCAAUGUGGAAGAGGCUGGUGAUCUGUAAGGCAGAAAUGGAGGAAUGUAUAGAUUUGAUAAUGGAAGAAUUAGAGAGAGAAAUAUAACUAAUGCAUGCACCCUUAUCAGUGAAGUUGAUCCCAUAUUAGCAUCCUUAUCUGGAGGAGCAAUUGGAGUGAUGUUAGCACUGACGGUGGUUGAGAAGUAUGGAGCGAGUUGAUAUCCGAUAUUGAAUUUCUUUUUUCCAAAGGGCAACAAGGAUGGUGAAGAGUAUGGUGGAGGCUAAGACUUAAAAGAUUUCGUAAAUUUCAUCAAUGAGAAAUGUGGUCCUAGCAGAGAUGCGAAAGGACAACUUACUUCCAAAGUUAGUACCAUUUUAAACCAAUGAACAAUAGAAAACAUCUUUUUCCA
This is a messenger RNA of Rosa rugosa (rugosa rose), 4017 nucleotides long. RefSeq names its product protein STABILIZED1-like. Gene Ontology annotation, biological process: gene silencing by siRNA-directed DNA methylation; spliceosomal tri-snRNP complex assembly; positive regulation of primary miRNA processing. Bases 90 to 3167 code for a protein of 1025 amino acids. The transcript has 7 exons. The record is from RefSeq and is a predicted model, not a curated record. Gene Ontology annotation, cellular component: U4/U6 x U5 tri-snRNP complex; catalytic step 2 spliceosome. Gene Ontology annotation, molecular function: protein binding. NCBI's taxonomy places the organism in Eukaryota, Viridiplantae, Streptophyta, Magnoliopsida, Rosales, Rosaceae.